Molecule: messenger RNA, 1088 nt
Organism: Phaedon cochleariae (mustard beetle)
Lineage: Eukaryota; Metazoa; Arthropoda; Insecta; Coleoptera; Chrysomelidae
Source: the annotation of a GenBank genome assembly
CAGGAACAGCUGAUUAAUGGACUUAUUUCAAUAUUUUGAUUUUGAGACUUGAGAUUGUAAACAAAAUAAUAAUAAAGAAUGAAAUAAACUAAUCAUUUGAAUACCAAAGUUUAGGGCAACAAUGGAAAUCAAAAUUUGAAUAGCAAUAAAAAUGUCCUGUCCUGGCUGGUAUUGUGGUAGAAUACGUUUCCUAAAUGAGGCAAUCAGUGAAUGUGGUCCUUGUCCCAGGGGCUUCCGAAGAAACGAUACAUCCUUCAUCUGUGAAGAAUGUACAGACACCCCUUCCUUCUACGACUGGCUAUACUUAGGGUUCAUGGUACUACUGCUCUUGGUGCUGCAUUGGUUUUUCAUUGAUAUGGUCUCCAUGAAAAGACGUUUCAGUAGAGAUGUCAUUAUUCUGCAUGCUUCUGCAUAUUUUGAAGUUAUGGUGGCAUCUUUGCUUGCCAUAAUUUUUUCCAGUCCUAUUGGAUAUCUCCGAAUAUCCAGCUGUAGAGUAAGAAGAAUAUCAGAUUGGUACACCCUCUUUCAUAAUCCUACUCCCAAUUAUGAGAAAAAGGUGUAUUGUACUCAAGAAGCAGUGUAUCCAUUAUACACAACAGUUUUUCUGUUUUACGGUUUGAGCUUGCUGAUGAUGAUCUUUGUCAGACCUUGGGUUUGCAACAAAUUCACGAGGCACAAAUGCAAAAUGUCAAUUUUCGCGGCAAUGUAUUUCAUUCCAGUAUUGGUCUUGAUGCACGCCUUAAUUGGAGGACUCCUAUAUUAUUGUUUUCCACACUUGGUUUUGAUUCUGUCCGUGAUAUCCUGCGCAUCGCAUUUCGCCGUGAGGCUGGACCAGAGCGUCAAAGCCUUGAUACUGACGACGGUGACUGAACCGCGAAACGUCGUCAUUCUGCUAGGGCAUUGGUUUUUGCACGCCUACGGUAUCAUAUCGUUGACUCAGCUGGCCGAUCCUCCUAUCCACGCUUUGCUGAUCCUUUUGGUGCCUUUGCCGACUUUGUUUUACAUUUUUACGGCGUUGUUUACUGAUCCCAGCAAGUCGCAUUUUUAGACUUUUGUUAUGUUGUUAUUUAUAAAACCAUUUGACAGAA